AGCCGCAUCCUGCGGAGGGGCGGGAGCAGCCGGGCUGGCCCCGCGCCAUGCAGAGGAGGAGCAGCAAAUCCCCGGAGCACGUUAAAAAGCGAGGCUGAGCGGCAGCCGGGGAAGGAGGAAAACACCCCCAUAGAAGGCAGCGGAGCAGCGGCGGCAGCAGCGCCCGCGACACCGCGCAGGGGCCGCGGCUGCCGGAGCCAAACUUUCCGGCGGCGGCUCGGGCGGGCCCGGCGGUGGCUGCGGCUUUUCCCGCGGCAAGAUGCCGGCCGCGCUGCCCAGCCUGCUGGCUUGGCUGGCCGUGCUGCUGCUCGGCAGGGCCCGCCCGGCUGACGCCUGCAGCUGCUCGCCCAUCCACCCGCAACAGGCCUUCUGCAACGCGGACGUAGUGAUCCGAGCAAAGGCCGUGUCUGCGAAAGAGGUGGAUUCAGGGAAUGAUAUAUAUGGGAAUCCGAUCAAACGAAUCCAGUAUGAAAUCAAGCAGAUCAAGAUGUUUAAGGGCCCUGACAAGGACAUCGAGUUCAUCUACACGGCUCCAUCCACUGCCGUGUGUGGCCGGCUGCUGGACACCGGCGGGAAGAAGGAAUAUCUCAUUGCAGGCAAGUCAGAGGGCAAUGGGAAGAUGCACAUCACGCUCUGCGACCUGGUCUCCACCUGGGACUCGCUGACCCCCACCCAGAAGAAGAGCCUAAACCAGCGGUACCAGAUGGGCUGUGAGUGCAAGAUCUCGCGCUGCCUCUCCAUCCCCUGCUUUGUCUCCUCCUCGGAUGAGUGUCUCUGGACAGACUGGGCGAUGGAGAAGAACAACGUGGAUGGGCGGCAGGCAAAGCACUACGCUUGCAUCAAGAGGAGCGAUGGCUCGUGCGCCUGGUACCGUGGCAUGGCCCCCCCCAAGCAAGAGUUUCUCGACAUUGAGGACCCCUAAGCCAAAUGAGUGCAUUCCAGUAGCCAGUAGAAAAAAAAACCUGCGAGAUGUUAGACUGGUCCACGCUGAUAUCAAUUCCUGGAGACAGCAUGAAAACCUGCUCGGCCGCAGGGGUCCCCGGGUUGCGGUGCCUGCCACGCAUGUGCAGGGACGGGGACCCGCUGUGCCACAGGCACCUGGCAGCCCACAGCUGUGCCAGGCAUUACCUGUGCUGGCGGUGGGGCUGAGCAGGGUGUGGGGGGACCCCCACGCUGGGGCCGUGUCCCCAUCAGGCCAUGCCCAGCCCUGGUGACCCGGCAGCUGUGAAGGUAUCAAAGUCUCGUGGGUGGUGGGAGCUGCCCCCUCCGUGUAGCUGGUCUACGAGUGCCCCCAGCGUGGGAGACCCCCAGCAGCUCUCGCAGACAGCCCUCCCCACCGCAAUGUCCCCGGCCACCCUCUGGAGCCAGGGACCCCACUGCCCCUCCUCACCCACCACCCAUCCUUCCCAUUGGAAUGCAGGGAGGGUCCAUUCCUCCAGCUCAGGGGGACUUCACCAUUCAGCAGAGCCCCCAGCUCUGGGCCAGGGGCUACAGCUCCCGCACAGGUGCCUUGUCCCAAAAAGCCGGAGGGGCACGUUAGCACAGCUGGGGUGAUGCCCCUGCCUGCACCCGGGCGCUGCUGCCCCUCUCCAAAUCCUCUCCUCCCCUUGGGGACAUGGAGGUGAGCACGGGAUUCGACGCCUUCCCCAGCGUGGCAGAGGGGAGACUGAUUCCACCACAGCCUUCUGCAAAGAUGGAGAACCAGUGCCAGACCCUUCUGCAGCCACUGUCGCUGGACAGUCUCAGGCCUGGCAGCCUUUGCCGGUAGCGGGGCUCGGUGGGGACCCCCCUGGCCGGGCACUGCGGUAGGAGCUCCGGCUGUGCGGGCACAGGGUGUUUCUCACUGUCCCGUGCAGCUGCUCCCUCUGCGGCGUUGGGGACGGAUCCCGUCCCCCAUCCCGUCCCCCUGUGAUGUUAAGCCCCGCACACCUCGGGCCCCGCUUUCUCUGAGCCAUCCCCAGGCCGCAGCGGCGCUGGCGUGUGCCGGGCAGCACCCGCAUCCCGCAACACCCGCAUCCCGCAGCCUCGGGAACGAUCUCUCCCUCCCCUGCUCCGGGGGGCACUUUCAUGCUGUGCGUCCCUGUAAGGUUUAAGAUGUCGUACUGGACCAGUCUGGGCCAUUUCAACCUAUUAAAAAGAGAAACAAUUUUAAAAAGAAAGUAAAAAAAAAAAAAAAAAUAUAAGAAAAAACCCAAAACAACAAAAACCACCCCAACUCUAAUCAAUCCCAUAUACGACUCCCGUUCGCUUACUGUAUGGUUAUAUCAUAUGUGCCAUUUGCUCCUGUCUCUGCUGGUAGUCUUUAUCUUUGAGUUUUAAUAUUCCCACUUGUUUUGCCACCG
Messenger RNA from Calypte anna (Anna's hummingbird), 2342 nucleotides. It is a transcript of the gene TIMP2, whose product is annotated as TIMP metallopeptidase inhibitor 2. Lineage: Eukaryota; Metazoa; Chordata; Aves; Apodiformes; Trochilidae. Gene Ontology annotation, cellular component: extracellular matrix. Gene Ontology annotation, biological process: negative regulation of membrane protein ectodomain proteolysis; negative regulation of endopeptidase activity. The coding region runs from base 260 to 922 and encodes 220 amino acids. Gene Ontology annotation, molecular function: metalloendopeptidase inhibitor activity; protease binding. The record is from RefSeq and is a predicted model, not a curated record. The transcript has 5 exons.